Molecule: messenger RNA, 1214 nt
Organism: Seminavis robusta
Lineage: Eukaryota; Bacillariophyta; Bacillariophyceae; Naviculales; Naviculaceae
Source: the annotation of a GenBank genome assembly
UCUGUAAUUCUUCGAUCUUGUAGACUUUGUUUCUUGCUUUGAUUCAUUACUGCAGAAUGUUGCGAUUUCCCUUGUUGGCCGCUCUUUGCGUGGCUCUGCAAGCCUUGCUGGCGACGGGCUUUGUGGUGGUGCCCACUACUACCAGUACCACUACCGGUACUACGAGCCGUUCCAUGUCGGAUGACUUUUUGGCCGAAACGCCGAGUGGUACCCAAGAACGCAUUCAGGCAUUGGUAGACAAUCAUCCCGUGCUGCUGUUCAUGAAGGGAUCUCGUUUGUUCCCGCAAUGCGGUUUCAGCAACACGGCGGUUCAAAUAUUGGAGAGUUUCAAGAUUGACUUUCACACGGUGGAUGUGUUGAGUGACGAAGCGAUUCGCAGUGGCGUCAAGGACUUUUCGCAAUGGCCGACCAUUCCUCAGCUCUAUGUGACUGGAGAAUUUAUUGGUGGAAGUGAUAUCAUGAUUGAACUCUACCAGAGUGGAGAAAUGGGAGAAAUGAUUGAAAAGGCAAAGGCUGAUAUGAUCUAAACUAACUAAACUAUUAAUAUCUAAACAAAACUAAGUAAACUAAACUCAAAAAAUCUAGAAAAUCCCAGAGUGUACGGUACUUGCAAAAAUAUGGUCAUUAGCUGUGGUUUUGUUACACAGCCUCAGCCGAUUUCCGAUCGGCCUGCCAUGCUGCCACAGUCGGAUCAUGUGGUCGCCCCGGAAGUUGAGAGGAUGCCUCUUGUUCCAAAAAUCGUUGAUAACUUUCUUGCGGCGUCCGCAACAAUGUUUCUUCACUCAAACAGUCCAGUGCUGUAUUGACCAUCAAUUCGGACAGAGGCGGUUGUCCCGCCAUGGAAUGUAUGCCUUGAGCAUGCAAUUGUUUGGGGAUCCGUGCCAAUUCAUCCAAUCGAAUGCGAUAUUGUUUGGAAUUGGGUUCUCCCGCAAAGAGUGGCAUGACCGCCUUGACGAGGAAUCGUCGAAUCUUGAUGGGAUCCCAUUCUUGUUCUUCUUGAUCGGCAUGACGACCAAAUGCCUCCAAGAUUUGCAGUCGAUUCAUAUUAUUGGAUGUUGAUUGUUGGUCUUGAUCAUUGUUGUUGUGGUACAAGAGUGUAUCCGCCAUGGAAAAUCGCCAGGGAUCGGCUGCCCAUGCCCGUCCAAUCAUGAUCCCCUGCAAUCCUGGCAUUUGUUGCAGUAACGAUUGCGCUUGUGGAAUGGUUUCAAUGCCUC